AUGCGUUUCACUGCUCUUCUUACUCUGGCCGCCUCGGUCUCGUCAGUCUCGGCUGCCGCCAUUCGCGAGGCCAGGCCAGUGGCUGCUGCCGUCAAUGAGCGCCAGGCUGGUCCUGCGUCUCGUCCCGACAUUGCAGCCAGGCAUCCCGCACACGCCGCCGCCCACGCAGCCCGCCGCUCCCCCGGCCACGGCUCUGGUUUGCGCAAGGUCCGCCGCCGCCGCCGCUCGUGCAAGGCCAAGACUACCGUUGCUGCGACUUCUACGGCCGCAGCCGAGCCUGCGUCGACGUCGUCCGACUCGUGGGCGGCGUCGUCGGCGUCCGAUUCCUGGUCGUCCUCCGACUCGUCGGGAGCUGCCUCUGCCUCGGAUUCCGCGGCUACCGGUAGCCUGGUCGACGGCUCGCUAUACUCCAAGCCCAAGACCACCACGAACUCCAAGACUUCGUCCGCCACCGAGUCCGAAUCCUCCUCCGACUCGUGGGGCUCAGCUUCGACGGCGUCGUCGUCGGCCUGGGACUCGGCUAGCACCGAGUCGGCUGGCUCGUGGUCGUCGUCUUCCUCAUCCGACUCGUCGUCGUGGGGUACCACCACUUCUACGGCCAACGGAUCGGCUUCGACCUCGACCUCUAGCUCGGACGCCUUCUCGGGCGUCCUCGCCCAGCUCUUCCCCGCCGGUUCCGGAUCUGCUUCGUGGACCACUUGCCCCCAGGCGGCAAACGUUCUGAGCUUCUCGGACGCUCUUACCCCGCUCCAGUCCGGUAACCUCCCGGGCACCACCACCGACAGCGGCGAGACCGUCCACACCCAGACUUACCCUGCUGGCGGCAUUGGUGGCACCACCGGUAUGAACUGGUACACCCUCGGCCAAAAGGACAAUGUCUCCCCCAGCUCGGCCAAGGAGCUCCUCUUCUCGUACUCUGUCAAGUUUGUCAACUUUGACUGGGUCAAGGGCGGCAAGCUCCCCGGUCUGUACGGCGGCACCUCGUUCGCCGAGGCCAAGUCGUGCUCUGGUGGUCGCCAGGACGCCCGCAACAACUGCUUCUCGACCCGUCUCAUGUGGCGCGAGAACGGCAUGGGCGAGAUUUACAACUACCUCCCGCAGAACUCGGCCAACUCGGCAUACUGCAGCACCCCGCCUCUGUCGGUCUGCAACGCACAGUACGGUGACUCGAUCGGCCGUGGCGCUUGGUCCUGGCAGAACAACGAGUGGAACGUCGUCUCGCAGCGCAUCAAGCUCAACGACGUCGGCUCGGCCAACGGCGAGCAGCAGGUCUUCAUCAACGGUGUUUCGGUCCUCAACCUUUCCGGCCUCGAGCUCAUCGUCGAGCAGGGUGCGGCCUUCUACGGCAUCAUGGCCCAGUCGUUCUUUGGCGGCGGCGACUCUUCGUACGCCCCGUCGUCCGACCAGACCGCGUACUUCAAGGACUACUCGCUCAUCACCCUUGCUUAA
Apiotrichum porosum is the source of this 1449-nucleotide messenger RNA. RefSeq lists its product as uncharacterized. The record is from RefSeq and is a predicted model, not a curated record. NCBI's taxonomy places the organism in Eukaryota, Fungi, Basidiomycota, Tremellomycetes, Trichosporonales, Trichosporonaceae. The transcript has 2 exons. The coding region runs from base 1 to 1449 and encodes 482 amino acids.